This is a messenger RNA of Anneissia japonica, 6003 nucleotides long. RefSeq names its product complement C3-like. Bases 1 to 4938 code for a protein of 1645 amino acids. The record is from RefSeq and is a predicted model, not a curated record. Gene Ontology annotation, molecular function: endopeptidase inhibitor activity; protein binding. The transcript is spliced from 38 exons. Gene Ontology annotation, cellular component: extracellular region. NCBI's taxonomy places the organism in Eukaryota, Metazoa, Echinodermata, Crinoidea, Comatulida, Comatulidae.
AUGUGUAGCAUAGAUGGAGAUGAUAGAGCUGACUCGAAAAUAGUGAAACAACAUGCAGGUUCCGCAGUCCCCCAACGCCACGAUGGUGCCCUUCAUGUUAUCUUUGUUUAUAAGCCUCAUAAAGUAUUAAUAGGCUUGAGGUUUGAUGACAUACCAAGUUUAACCCUUGAAAGCCAAUAUGCGUAUCUGUUCGUUGAAUCAACGUCUAGUCAACUGGACAUACCGUUCCGGCAAGGCAAAGAGGUACUCGUUACAUACAACAGUACCUUUGUUUUUAUACAAGUGGAUAAACCAAUCUACAAUCCACAACAAACUGUUAAUAUGCAAAUUAUACCAGUUGGAUUGGACUUAAAACCUUCAACAGAACCAAUCCGGAUUGAUGUGAUCAAUCCUAAAGGAACGAUAAUGGAAAGAGAAGAAGGCAACAUUACUGAGUCCGGGCUCAUUCGUAAAAAGUUCAGAUUUCCUGCUCAUCCGGUCUUUGGAAAAUGGAGCGUGAUUGUAUAUUACGGCCCAAGGUAUCGAUUUAAAACAAUGGCACAUUUCACUGUGAAAGAACAUGUUUUGCCAAAAUUUAGCGUGACAAUAUCGUCACCGCUCCACAUACUUUCCGGCACAGAAAACAUCCCUAUAAGCAUUGAUUCCAAGUAUGCAUAUGGAAAAACAGUCCAAGGCCGUGUUAGCCUCAAGAUUGGUAUCCAAACAAUUGACAAGAUAAUCGUGAAGAUCCAUACUGAAAUUGACUUUGGGGAGCUUUCAGAUGCUGGUCGCGCUAUAAAAGCUAUUGAUUUAGACGAUAUCCUAGAAACUAACUGGUUUGAACUCUACGUUGGAAUGCUGCUUUACCUCGAAGCACGUGUUGUUGAGGGCUCAACUGGGAUAAUUGAGAAGAAAUCAGCUAGUUGUCCAAUUGUGCAACAAGCCUACCAUUUCCAAGCAGACAAGACAUUGCGCUUCUUUAAGAGGGGUUUACCGUUUGAAGUUAAGGCUGAUGUCCUCACCCCUAACGGUCUCCCUGCAGGAGAUGGGAUUAUUGUUUGUGCAGAAGGUACUGCUAUUAUUAAUGGCACAAGGGUCAAAUUGAUUGGGGAGACGGAUAACGUAGAACAUCAAAUGACGAAUCUUAACAGUCAGAUAACUUUCGCAUACUCAAUCCCACUUGAUGCUGACGAAAUAUCAGUCAAGUUGAAAACUGAAGAUAAACAUUUGAAGAACGAUCAAAAUGGCUUCAUCCAAUUUGAGGCACGUCCAUAUGAAUCCCCAAACCAAAAUUACAUGCUGAUACGAAUACCUCAUGAGGACAUGGACAAAGUUAGGGUCGAUGUGGGAAGUGAGUUACAGGCUCAAGUUAUUUUGUCCGACUCCAAUACGGUUGAACGUGUCAUCCAUUACAUCGUUAUUGCCAGAAACAAAGUGAUAGCAGAAAAUACUGUUGAGGGUGUGUUAAAUACGGUUGUGUACUUCCCUAUCUUCGUUACGAAUGACCUUGUGCCGCUUGUACGUAUCGUUGCAUUCUACAUUGAUGAGAACCAAGAGGUCGUAGCAGAUUCUAUUUUGCUUGAAGUUGAAAAUGUUUGUGAAAAUACAGUUAGCAUAUCUGUGAUAGAUCCGUCAACAUCCCAAAAAGCAGAUAGCUUCAAACCAGCAAAGAAUAUUACAUUCCUCGUAGAUGGUAAACCGUCAACGCGUGUGGGUCUAAUUGCAGUUGAUAAAUCUGUUUAUAAUUUGGAGAAUUAUGAACGAUUGAGCAAAGAAAAACUGUUCAAGAAAAUGCAAGGUUUUGAUCUUGGGUGUGGUCCUGGAGGCGGUAGUAGCACUGCGGACGUCUUUGAGCGAGCUGGCAUCACUGUUAUAACAAAUGCAAACAUAAAUGUCCAAAGAAGGGAAGGGCUAGGAUGUCCGGUAGCUGCUAGCAGGAGAAGAAGAAGUAUAUAUGAGGAUGAACAAAAUGAAGACUUGUUGGAAAUGUGCGAGAAAGGACGACAAAAGUCAAAAUCAAAAUCUUGCAAAGAAGCCGCAUCCAAAAUUGCUAAUAAAAAAGGACUGAGUCCAGACGACCCAUUGAUUGUUCGUUUUUAUAACUGCUGCUCCGAAGCAUCAAACAUGAUCAUGACCCGGCAGUCGUCUGCAAUAACAGCUGAUAUCAGUGACUUCGAACUAAGAACAAACUUCCCAGAAACCUGGGUGUUUCAAGAAAUUGAAAUUGGGGAAUCUGGUUUUGAAGAGUUGACACUAUCAACACCAAGUAGCAUCACAACUUGGUUCGUCCAAGGAACAGGUAUAUCAAAUGAUGUCGCCCUCUGUGUCGCUGACCCAUUAGAAGUCACAGUCUUCAAACCCUUCUUUAUGAAGCUGGACUUACCAUACUCAGUCAUUCGUGGAGAACAUAUCCAUAUUCGAGCUGUCCUCUAUAAUUAUGUACAGAAAGAUUUUGAGGUUGAUGUAUUUAUGUAUGGUGUCAAAGGCGUAUGCUCUGCGGCUUCACCAGGUGAGAUGACCCAAUCACAGACUUUGACGCUUAGAGGCAAUGAUCAAGCAACUGUUUCUUUCAUCUUGAUGCCGUUAGAAAGCGGAAUCUUCCCAAUCACAGUGGCAGCCAUUGCUCAAAAUGAUGAUGGUGAAGAGCGCGAUGCUAUAGUUAGCAACCUCAGAGUUAUUCCUGAAGGUCUGCACCGUACCUCUGUGUUGCCAUUGAUCCUUGAUCCCUCCAAUAAAAGGAAGAGUGCCCCUUAUGAAAAUGAUAGUGUUUUUAAACAUCAUUAUGUAGAGAGUGCAGGAGGGGUUCCUCAGAUGGAUAUUGUUACCAUAAACUUCCCAGAUGAUGUUGUUGAGGGAUCAGAGAGCCUAAUCCUCAAACUUACAGGUGACCCAGUAGGACCAACACUGACCUCAAUAGCUGAGGGUUUGGAAGGACUGGCAUUGCCCACGGUGUGUGGAGAACAGACACUCAUUAAGUUUGCCCCUCACAUCCAUGCUUUAUCCUACCUCAACUCGACAGGACAGCUCACUCCGGUUAUAUAUAACCAAGCAAAGAGGGUUUUGAAAGAAGGCUAUGACCGUGAAAUGGCCUUCUACCAAGAUGAUGGAUCUUACAGAGAAUGGCAGUACUCCGACCACAGCAGUACUUGGUUAACUGCUUUUUCUACACUGACCAUGUGCGAGGCUAGCCAGUUUAUUUUCAUCGACAGUGUUGUAAUCAGCAAGUCUAUACAUUGGCUGAUGAAUCAUCAGGCUGCCGACGGCCACUUUAACGAAACCAACCUUGUACGAGAUGCUGUGGAUGGAUUGAAAGGGCAUGCAGCACUAACAGCACAUGUUCUCACAACCCUACUUGGCUGCAGGCAUCAUGUGGCUUUCUCGGUCCAUCACUCCAUCAAAAGGGCUACGGAAUAUUUAGAGAGAGCAGUAACACAGAAAUCAGUGGAGAAUAAGUACGCCCUUGCUAUCACCGCAUACGCCCUCAGUUUAUCAAAUAGCAAAAUGAAGCAUGAGGCAAAUAAACAACUGUUGUCUCUUGCCACAUACGAGGAAGAAUAUGGAUACCGCUAUUGGAACGUUGACGAGACAACCCAUGAAAUGGAAGAUUUGUCACAAUGUUGGCGCUCAUUCAAACCGUCAUUCAUGUCGGUGAAAACUACCGGAUAUUCCCUGCUAACACAAGUCCAACUUGGCAAAAUGGACACUAGCAAUGAAAUUGUUGAAUGGUUGGUCCGACAGCAAAAACAUCUCAGCUACGGAAUACAGGCGACAACAUGUAAAUGUGACGUGGGCAAUGCCCCAUCAGCUUGCGUUUCCCGGCACCAGUUUGUACAAAACCAUCUAUUAUGUGAUAUUCAGGUUGGAAUGCAAGCUCUGGCAGAGUACGCAAAGAAGACACACGCAAGCAGCAGCCUUCACUUGGAUGUGGAAGUUCAAAACCUAGUUACUGAAAACAAAACUGUGUUGGAGCUUAGGCAGAACAAUGUGUUGGUCCAGCAACACUUAGAGAUUCUAGGACCAUUUGAAAAACCCAUUGUCAUUAAUACGUCCGGAUCUGGGUCAGCUCAACUACAGAUGGAAGUUACUUACAACACUAAACCAAAUGUUAAUUUUGAAACUUGUAUGUUUUCUGUCGUCGCAAGCACAACAGAGUUGAAGGGCUCAAAGUCAAAUGGAAAGAACUUGAGGUACCACGUUCAAGCUUGUACAAGGAAUCUUCAAAACAAGAAAGUGUUUAUGGGUGUCCUUGAGGUCCAGCUCUUCAGUGGAUUCAGUUUUGACAAAGAGACUCUAAGAAAAGACGAAGGCUUUAAACAAUUUGAAGAAUCGGACCGAUCUGUUCUGUUUUACUUGGAAGAGGUUCCAAGAGAUACUCCAGCCUGUGUGAACUUCGACAUUGAGCAGAUUUUCACAGUAGUCUCUAUCCAGCCUGUUACUGUAUCAAUUUAUGAAUAUGCAGAGCCUGACAACAAGUGCACAGAGUUCUACCAGCCCCCUGGGGGUAGCGAGCUUCUCAGUCUGCUUUGCCUGAAUGAAACAUCUUGCCAGUGUUCAACAAACAAAUGUGUCAGCUUCAGUUCUGAAACGAGUCUGGAAGGUAUGAUUACACAGGCUUGUGCUUCAGACUAUGUAUAUGAAAUUACUGUAAAAAGAAUUGAGGAGACAGAGUUCUUCUACAGGUACACUGGCAAUAUAGUAUCUUUAACACAAAACACUGCUGAUAAUGUGAAUAAAGAAUCUUUAAAGGCAAAGGUCAAAAGGACGUUUUGGUUGAGUAAGGGUUGCCGGCACCUGAUGAAGAAAAACCGAAAAUAUUUGAUAAUGGGACCGAAUAGUAUUGUACAUAGCAGUAGAGGAAAAACUGAAUAUUUGCUCGAUGGCAAAGCACAUGUUGAAUUAGUAGCUAAGAGGGAUUACUUGAAGUCAGCCAAUUUCGCAGUGCACCUAUCAACUUGUUGAGAAUAUCAAUGUGCCAAAAAAAAAAAAAAAUUAAUAUAUAAUUUUAUAUAUGUGAAAUCAGGAGCAUUAAAGAAAUAAUAUUUUAGGCCUUGAUGAUAAAAUCGAUUAACCCUGUGAUGAAGUUUAAUGAAGAACUGGAAUUAGAUUUCAUGAAUGACCGUCCUUAUAUGCCUGAACGCUAAUGAUUCUUCUGGCUAAUUUAUUGUGGCCUGCUCUACCAAAAGCUAGGCUUAUGUUUUGAUAUAAUUGAAAAAUAAGUUUUACUGUUUGCCAGUAUUUAUAUUCAUUUUUAAGGUUGUAAAUGUACCAAUUCUAAUUUUAUCAAUCAAUGGUAUUGAAGCCUUAAGUCUUUGCCUGUUGGGGCUUCAGUAUGAGACAUACACUAAUUUGUGUCAUAAGUUAUGUGAUAAAUAUGACAUAUAUUAUAUAAUGUCCAAAUGACAUGAUUAGCCCUUUUAUUUGAAAAAAAAAUGUUUUGUAAGUGGAGGAUGUAUUAGUCAAAAUUUAAAUAACAUCAGUAUGUGAAUUGUGAAUUUAUGAAUAAAAAAAAAUUUUAAUUGCAAUAGAAUUUAAAAUACAAUUUAUAACUUUUUAAUGGUUUAACCAUAGUGGUAGGGCCGGUCACAGUAUUUAUCUCUCUAUUGUAAAAAUGUGAUGUAAACAUCACCAGCAUUUAUUUAUGAAGAUUUUUGUGUGCGAAUAUUAUAUCCACUAUUCUGCAUGGAAAACUACAACUGUUAUAUAUAAAAUAUUUUUAAAUAUAUUUUUAUCUGAUUUACCAUUCUUAUUUUUGGGGAGGAAAAUAUUUGUUAAUUUUUUUGCUGACUGCAUUCCAUUAAUUUGUAUAGCUUUGGCAAGAAUACUUUGGGGAAAAUAGCUUCAUAUUAGAAUAUACCUAUGUACAGUUAACAAAGUAGAACAAACAACGGGUGUUCUUAAACAAUGGGAAUCGGGUAGUAUAUUUAGUUAACAGAGAGUUUGUAUUUGUAACUUGUUUUCUUUUACAAUGUGUAAAAAAAAAACACAAGAAUAAUAUAAAAAAAUAAAACAGACUAGAUAUUGUAA